UGUCCCCGUGUUAUUUAAAGCCAGAGAUCCUCCCUCUCGCCGAGCCACUGUGUUGCAUCUGUCUGCCUCGCCGCUUGUGUGUCUGGGUGCGUGUGUGGAUGAGAGUGCGCUAAAAAACCCAGGCAGCCAGUGGGAGAGCUAGAGAGCGAGGGAGAGAGGCACGGGGGAAAGGCAAAAAUCAUCCAAGAAGGGAGAAGGAACGGGAGUGUGAGACAGCUAUGAAAUUCAUCCAAGCUAUUUGCUUACUGCUUCUCUGUCCGGCUCUGAGCCUCAAUACCAGACAAAGUUACGAUGGGCUGGAAAAGAAGCUAAAGGAAGUCUUCACUGAACGAAGCAGCAUUCUGCACCAGCUCUCCAAGACUUCAAAGGAACUGGACAGCAUAAAAGGCAACCUUCAGUCACUGAAAAAUGAUGACACAGUAGCCAAGAAAGAUGUGCAGAGGAUUUUGGAGCUGAGCCACAAACAGAGAGAGGAGAUGAAGUCCCUCCAGGCAGCCUUGCAGAAGCAGCUGGAUGAGGCAAAUGAGAAAGCGGAGAAGCAGCAGGCCACGAUUAAAUUUCUUAAAGUGGAGAUGGAGAAAAAAACCAAAAUCAUCAAGGAUUUACAGCAAGAGAACAAGAGCUUGAAAAACAAGCUGCUCUCGGGGAACAAACUUUGUGAUGCCUAUGCUGAGGAGUCCAAAAAAAUCCAGGCUCAACUGAAAGAACUGCGGUACGGGAAAAAGGAUUUAAUUUUUAAGGGGCAGCAGCUAAUGGACUUGGAACACAAGUUAACUGUGGCCAAGGAAGAACUGGAGAAGACUGCGCUGGAUAAGGAGUCUCAGAUGAAGGCGUUGAAGGACACAGUUCACAUCUGCUUCUCAGCCGUCCUGCACAACCAGCCCAGCAGCAGUCACAGAUUUCCCACCUCCCCCACCCACUUGUUCAGAUACUCAUCGCUCAUCAACAGCUCUAGAGUCACCUUUCAACAGCCACAUGCCAAGGAUAUCUCCAAAGUUCAGAGAAUUGUCACUGCCAGUAAAUCACCCAUGAACGUCAGUGUCAUGAGGAGAGAGAAUGGCGGAGCCAAAGAGUGCCAGAUGGAAAAGACUGGGAGUGACUGCUCCCAGAAUCAGACGGAGGAAUCAGCUCCAGAAAGCAGAAAGCUACCAGAGCAACAGCAGGAAAAGAGCCAAGUGCAGAGUGGAAAAUUCAACACAAAGCCCACACACGACAAUGACGAGGCAGAGGGAGGCAGCAGCAAAAAGACAAAGCCCCAUAAAUACAACUGAGAGGACGGCAUAUCAACGGGAGCACAGAUCUACUGCAUUGCCUGAAGGAUCUUUCUAAGAGCACAUACUCGCACACUUCUACAAAACGCAUGCACACACACACAGACACACACUCACUUUUUCGACACACAUGCACACAUGCGCAUAUCAGCAUUGUUAGCAAGAGCUGAGACACUGGAAUUGUCAAAAAAUUUAAAACUGUCAUCUAAAAAAAACCUCCAUAGUAAAAUGGCAUGCGUUUAGAAAUUUUUUUCAAAGGUAGCAAUGGCACUGGUAACUUGUUUCAUGAUCGUUCAUUUGUUGUUUACUUAUCUGAGUUCUGUUCCGAGUGAGGACACUGCUUUCUAAAUGUGUGAUCUUUCUAGAAAAUCCCUUUGCACUGGUGAGGUCUGACACUGUAUCCUGUGAUAAGUAUAUCAAUUGACAAAUAAAAAAGUACUCCUACCACUACUAUUACUACUACUACUACUACCCAACUUAGAAUAUUGUUUGUCACUCAUUGUAGCAAGGUUAAUUUACUCCUCCACAUUUUGAAAUAUAGAGGCUCAAGUUGGCUGGCCAACUGUUCAACAUUUAAUAUUUCAGCACUCUUUCUGCCUUUAACACUCCAGAGGCAAAGAGCCAAAGACUCACAAUGGGUCGUCUCCCUGAGAAUGUGCCAUGCACUGAGUAGUAACUCCUAGCUACAUGUAUCUGUGUUAUCUGACCUUUCUGUGUCCUUUCAAUAAACUGUAAUUUUCAGUAAAUGUGUGAAGAAUAAAUGGUUAUUUGUGGGAAAGAAA
This is a messenger RNA of Neolamprologus brichardi, 2053 nucleotides long. RefSeq names its product leucine zipper protein 2 (gene luzp2). NCBI's taxonomy places the organism in Eukaryota, Metazoa, Chordata, Actinopteri, Cichliformes, Cichlidae. The record is from RefSeq and is a predicted model, not a curated record.